Molecule: messenger RNA, 1081 nt
Organism: Drosophila erecta
Lineage: Eukaryota; Metazoa; Arthropoda; Insecta; Diptera; Drosophilidae
Product: fumarylacetoacetate hydrolase domain-containing protein 2
Exons: 3
Coding region: 134-1015 (293 amino acids)
Molecular function (GO): hydro-lyase activity
Source: RefSeq, a predicted model, not a curated record
UGGCAGUGUUGAAAAACGCGUGUGCCUUUUUUAACUGAUUGUGGUGCCCUCAUUACGUGAGAGAAUUGUUUUUGGCAAUGGAGCGUUAAUUGGAUAGCCACGAUAGGAUUCUGUCGAAGUAAAUCAGUCAUAAAUGCAAGCUGCCAGAAUGAGGUUCGUUCAAUAUAUGCGGAAAGGUGACUUGGCCAAGCGACUUGGUCUUCUGGCCGAGGAUCAAAAGUCGCUGGUGGAAUUCGCCGGCUUGGAGGGAGUGCCCAGCGAUCUGAAGACCCUGAUUGCCCAGAAUCCCAAUCUGGAGGAACUGGCCCAGAAGGCGGAGAAGCAGCCGCGACUCGAGGUCAACGAUGAUGUCACUUUGCUGCCACCACUCACCGAUCCCGGCAAGAUCAUCUGCAUUGGUCUGAACUACCAGGACCACUGCGAUGAGCAGAACAAGCCGGCGCCCAAGGAACCCCUGUUCUUUAGCAAGUUCAACAAUGCCCUGGUGGGUCCUCUAGAUAAUGUCAUCGCUCAUGCGGCGAGCAACAAAAUCGAUUGGGAGGUUGAGCUGGUCUGUGUCAUUGGCAAGGUCGCCCGUCAGGUGCCCAAAUCCGAAGCCAUGGACUAUGUCUUCGGCUACUCGGUGGCCCAGGAUAUCUCAGCCCGCGACUGGCAGAAAGAUCGCAACGGUGGUCAGUUCCUGAUUGGCAAGUCAAUGGACACUUUUCUGCCGCUGGGACCGGCUGUGGUGCACAAGAGUCUGGUGCCGGAUGUUUACAACUUGAAUCUGAAAACCUGGGUCAACGGCGUGGAGAAGCAGAACGGCAAUACCGGCAAUCUGAUCUUCAAGCUGGACGAUGUGAUCAAUCGUCUGUCGCAGAACAUUACCCUGCUGCCCGGCGACAUCAUAGUCACCGGAACGCCCAAGGGCGUGGGCAUGCAUCGCACUCCGCCGGAAUUCCUCCAGCCCGGUGAUGUCGUACAGACGGAGAUUGUUGGAUUGGGCAAACUGUGCAACAAGAUUGUGGCCCCCUAAGGUGGACAUUCCACUUGGCUUGUUAUGUUUUUUGUAUAGUUUGUGAAACAAUGGCAUUUAAUAGAU